This is a messenger RNA of Fusarium mangiferae, 4398 nucleotides long. RefSeq lists its product as uncharacterized. Bases 1 to 4398 code for a protein of 1465 amino acids. The record is from RefSeq and is a predicted model, not a curated record. The transcript is spliced from 2 exons. Lineage: Eukaryota; Fungi; Ascomycota; Sordariomycetes; Hypocreales; Nectriaceae.
AUGGAUCGCUCGCGCCGGAUGCCUCAACGUCGCCGUCCGUUAGGAGCUUCUGCUUCUCCUACUUCUACUUCAGAGGCUUCCUUUGAACUGAAUCCACUCACGAGUCCUGUUGUUUCUCACACUAAUACCACCACAACGCCUCAAGGUGUAGGCGUUGGUGGCCGCCGCUCAGCCAAACCUCUCCAACACGCCUUCACUUUCUCUUCUCCAAGCAGUAGUCGCAAUUCGAAUGCCAAGAAGCGUUCUACUACUAUGGAUAACUAUCCAAUUCCUGAUGAGGGUGAGCAUGGGCCCAAAAAGGGCGGCCACAGUCUUCGUAAGCGUGCUCGCGUGGAUUACACGUUUGAGCACAUCGACGACGAUGUCAUCGUCCCCAAUUCCACCUCUUCAGCACGCGGCAAAAAGAGAAGGUCUGAAGUCAACUUUGACACAGAUGACUUUUACAGCAAUGACUCUAAGAGGCGAGGCGCCUCCAUGGGUGCUGACACCCCGUCCAAUCGCCGGAGGAAUCCGACUCGAAAAUCCAGUGACCUCAAGGCAUAUCAUCAAGCUGCCUUGCAAGAUGAUGAUAACGACGUCCAAGACACAAUUGAAGUCGGCGCCUAUUACUCAGAUGUCGAUGACUCUGAGCUGAGAGACGCCGCUUCAAAUAACUCAUCCCCCCAGAAUAAGAUGCCAUCAAAGGACUCACCUAAAAAGUCCCCCCAUAAUGAGUCCACCAAGGAUGCAUUUGCCGCUCCUCAAGUUGAUGAGAAUCAACACCAGCUUGAAACAAAAGAAACCUUGCCCGUUCCCCAGGUUGAGCAAAUCUCCUCAGACACAGUUUCUUCUGUUGUGGAACCUACACGAACCUCUAUCGAGGAACCUGUAUCUCAACCUACAGAGCCGCAGGCCGAAAAACUUCCCAAAGUGGAACCCGAGCCGGAAUCACUGAGUACAACGCAUAAGUCACCGGCUGCUGAAGAUGUUAAUGAAGUAAAGCUGCCAGCAGUGGCAGUGGCAGUGGCAGAUGCACAAUCUGAACCAGCUGCCACGGCAGUGCCAGAUUCUCGUCCAGUUGAAGUGGAACCAGAGGUAAUAACAGAGGCAGUGGCAGCGCCAGUGUCAGAGCCAGUGCCAGCACCGACAAUAGCACCUCUGCCAAUUACAGCCGACGAGAACAAUAAGAGUGAAUCUGUUCACUCAACUAUUGUUCCCGCAUCUGAGCCAGUGCCUAUGCCUGUCAAUGGAGUUGCUGAAGUCCCCACUACCGAACCUCUUCCUCAAGAUUCUUCUGAGCCUACUCUCUCUCUCACCAACACAAUCAACACCGAUACAGAUACCAACAUCAAACAAGAAUCAUCUCAUCACGUCACAAACAUCUAUCAAUUUCCUACAACGGACAAGCUAAUCGACCUUCAGCAAGACGACAAGAUGAACGCAAUGGACAACAUGGAGAUCGAUUCUGCUCAGGACGAGCAUCCUACUCAGGAUGUUGAAAUGACUGAUGCCGCGCCUCUUGAUACACAAGAGCUUGUACAGGAGUCUGUGCAGGAGCCUGUGCAGGAGCAUGUAAGCAAGUCUGCACAAGAGCCCACAGAGCUCACACAAGAACCUGAACAACUUUCACAAUUGCCCGAACAAGAACCUGCACAGAAGUCCACGACAGCAGCUUUACCCGCAGCUGCGUCGUCGCGUUCUGCUUCAAGGGCUCGCUCUACAUCACCGCCAAAGUCACCCUCAAAACCACCAUCACCAUCACCUGCUCGAGAGACUGAAGAGCUUCGACAGUCUGUUGAGAACGUCGCAUCUCCCCAAAAUGCCACCUCCAACGAUGUUCCCACGUCUUUGGAGGUGAAUGGCGACUCGACAAAGGAUGAGAAGGUGAACAAUGAGACUGUUGAAAACAAUAAAGACAAAGAGUCCGCACAAGUGCCGGCCACUGCCGACGAACUUCCAAUCCCAGACUCACCUGAGAUUCCUCUCACUCAAGAGGAGCCUACCACCAUUUCGAGCCCUACCGAAUUGAAAGCUCCUACUCCACCUCCUACUGAGACCAUCGAAACCCCCGCUUCUUCUGCUCCCUCAGACACGAAAGCAAGUCCCCAGAAGCCUGUGGCUCCCCGAAUUGCCCUGGAGUCAAUGCCACAGCCUACCCCCGCCGGCCGCUGGUCACAUCUUAGGCCUUAUGUCGAUGGGGAGUUUACGCUAUACCCAGAGAAGAAGGGUCGCUCUGAUGAAGACGGUGCCAAUGAUGACACAACACCUGAAGGAAAGGACACUGACAUGGAGCCCAUGGUGGACGAUCAGUAUGAUAUCGUCGAUGGGGCGGGCCUCGAAGCACCUACACCCGCACUGAACACUCCUACACGCGGUUCUCCAGUGGCCGACUCCACAGAUCCUACAGCUUUCAAUUCACCUGCUCCAGGUGGAGAUGAUGGUGAUGACGCUGACGUCUCUGAAUCUCAGGAAGUGCCAGGACGUACACGUUAUUACAAAUAUAGAAAGCUCAGAGACCCUGAGGAGUACAUCUCCAUCCUCGAGAACUACGAGGACAUGUCAACUGAAGACCUGUACGAACUCCUCGAGGCCGUAAAUGUCUCCAUGGUUCAGUGGCAGGAUGAGUGGAAUGACCUGGGCGCUGUCGUUGACGAUUACGAGAACUCGCUCCGUCGACGAGCUGCCGAUGCCAAGUACGAAGCCCGCACUCGCAACCUCAACCAGCAUGGCCUUAACUAUGAAGAACCUGAAUUUGCUGUCAAGGGCUACAAGUCUCGCGACAAGGAAGGUCUCAAUGAGACCCGUUAUCUUCAAGGACAAGAUCGUAUUAUGGCAGCUGCCUACGGCUUUGAAUACGAUCCUCAUCCUUCAAAGAUUGGCAAGCAAAAUCCCGAAACACAGCAGGUCGGAAUCAUGACGCGUGGACGAUCUCUGCGAAACCAGCCCCGACAGACCGCAAAGGCCACUGAGACGGAUGAGGUUGUCGGCAAACGUCAGCGCAAGCCUGUCCAGCUCUUCGAUCCCGCAACACAGGAUGUCAGUCGGAGCUCAACACCUGUGCCUCCCACUCGUGGUGGUCGUCGACGCAAGAACGCCAACGCUGAGGAUGAGCCUCAGACCAACCUUUCAGUCAGCUUCAACACUGAGGCUGCCUCGGACAAUGAGGCUUCGGGUCCCAAGACUAGACGUAAGCGUGGUCGUGGCAAGAAUGCUGCUGUUGCCGAAGAACCUGCCCCUACACCAGACGCCGAGGAACCAGUCCAAGAAUCGCCCGCAAAGACUACUCGUCGUGGCCGGGCCAGACCUGCCGUCAAGUACGAAGAGGCUGAUCCCAAUGAGUUUGUCGAUGACGAACCCCAAGAGGAAGAAGAAGUGCAGGAGAAGGAAGAGAAGGCGCCUGUCCGCCGUGCCAUUGUUACUCUCAAGCUUCCCAGGGCUUACUAUACCGAUGUCACGCCUGAAAACGAGAUCACCGACAAUGGCGACUCUCGCCCUACCACCGCCUCCUCUGAAGCAUCUGGACACACUGUUGAGUCAUCAUAUUCGUUCCGACCCAAGCGACAGAAGCGCUUCCGCGACGAUCCUAACGAAGCUGAAGAGUUGGCUCAGGCACCGCCCAAGAAGAAGGGCAAGCGAACCAGCGGAGGUACCACCACCACUGAGGUUCCAUCUAGUGCUUCUACACCAGCUCCCUCUGUCGAACCAGCACAAGUGCCAAACAGCCGCAAGAUUCAAAAGAUCAAAGUGGUCAGGUCUGGCCAGGAUGCUAAGAACGGAGGGACACCCGCACCUCACGCGCUUCCUCCUGCUGCUGCUGUUCCUGCUACAGGACCUCCCUCCGCUCCCCCAUCUGUCGCAGGGGACGAUGGAGAUGAUACACCCAAAGAUUAUAAGUCCAUGACCAAGUCAGAGAAGAUGUCUGCAUCGAUGAAGAAUCGUUGGGCCAAUGGAAAUAUGGCUGGAGCCGUUGAGAAACGCAAGGCGACCCUGGCGGCUAAGAAGGCUGCUCAAGCGGCAGCCGAGCAAAGAACAGGUGUCGCCGCUCCCAAUAAGCCUAAAGGCAAAGCCACCAUCAAGAGGGAGUCUUCCUCUCUCAAGAUGCAGAUGCAGCCUGAUCAACCACAGAUGCCACCACAGCAACCGCCCAUGCUGCAUCAACCGCCGCCGAUGCACCCUCAUCAGCAUGAGCUUCCUCCUCACCAGUAUCACCCUCACCAGCAUCAACGUCAGCACCCGCCUCACCCGAUGCAUCUUCAGCAACAACCCCCAAUGCAUCCAGGUCACCCUCAACAUCUUCCCCCUCCCCCUCCACCUCCUCAUCAAGCUGGAAACCCGCCUCCUCCUUUCAUGCAUGGUCACCCUCAGCACCACGGCCACGGCCAUAGCCACGGAAUGCCUGGUAUGGGGUACCCCUACUAG